UACAGAGUUUAUUAUAAGCACCGCGCGAGCCGCAGCGCGCUGUCAAACGGAGCGCAGCGCGGAGAGGAGACGAGAGCUGAAGACACGCACAGACAGAGGAAGUGAAGGAAGAGAGAGAGAGAGAGAGAGAGAGUGCAAAGAAAACAUCUGGAUUACCUAAGGGAGCCCCUCCACGCAGAGAUAUACAAACUAAAAGAGUUUGAGGGAGGGAAAGUUCGGAGAUUCUGGAGAGAAAAGCCCAACUCCGACACGCCGUUACCGCCGAGAAACGAGCAGCAGCUGCGUGAAAGCCGCGGACCGGUGUCUGCACCGGCUCUCCUCCAUGUAUAAGAUGGAUUACUCCUACCUGAACUCCUACGACUCCUGCAUGGCGGCCAUGGAAGCGUCGGCCUACGCGGACUUCAGCUCCUGCAGCCAGGCCAGCUCCUUCCAGUACAACCCGAUCCGGAGCGGGCCGUUCUCCAACCCGGGCUGCACGCCGCUGAGCACGGCCAGCUGCACGCUGGGAGCCCUGCGAGAGCACCAGCCCACACCGUACUCCUCCGUCCCCUACAAGUUCUUCUCGGACCCUUCUGGACUGAACGAGAAGAGGAAGCAGCGGCGCAUCCGGACCACCUUCACCAGCUCCCAGCUAAAGGAGCUGGAGCGAGUCUUCGCCGAGACCCACUACCCGGACAUCUACACCCGAGAGGAGCUGGCGCUGAAAAUAGAUCUGACCGAGGCCCGGGUCCAGGUGUGGUUCCAGAACAGGCGUGCCAAGUUCCGCAAGCAGGAGAGGGCAGCCAAUGCCAAGGCCAACAGCUCUGGUGGCAACACGGGUAGCAACAGCAGCAACAGCUCUGCGGGGAAGAAAAAUGGAGAAACAAGAUCUUCGUCAGAUGAUGACGAGUCCAAGGAGUCCACCUGCAGCCCCACACCCGACAGCACCGCUUCCCUGCCUGGCUCGGCCAAUGGGAACCUGGGGAGCCCCGCCAGCCUGAGCCCCAGCCCGGCCCCCACCAAUAGCGGCUACACCAACGCCUCCAGCUCCCCGGUCCUCCAGGGGCUGAAGCCCCCCAGCUGGUCCAGCAUGGGGCCGUCCAACCCGGCUGUGGCCCAGCCGGCUGUUCAGACUCAGGAGAUUCUGAAGGCCUGGCAGCCGGCGGACAGUAUGACCGGGCCUUUCGCUGGAGUCCUGUCGUCCUUCCACAGAAAACCCAAUCCUGCCAUCAAGACAAAUCUGUUCUGAGGUAGAGAGGGGGAGAAGACGAGGACCAAUCAGGAACAGAUAAGAGCUUCAAACUUUUUUUUUUUUUUUUUUUUUUUAGUGGAGAAACAAAAGAUGCCCAUCAAGUUCUGGUCAGAGGCCAGAAAAUACCAGGUCUGGUAGUCCAGGCGUGUUAUGAAGCUGUACAGAAUCAGCCUGGAUUGGGACAGAUUCCUAAGACUUUCUCUAUUUAAUGACAUUGAACUCGGCAUUACAGGCGUUCAAGCUGUCUCCUGAACACUUCCUUGCAUCUUCUCUGUCUUUGUUGCAUUCUUACAUUCCCACACUCUCUGCAGCAGCUCUGAUGAAGUAUGGAGGUCAGGUACGACCUAAAAGCAGAAAUCCAAACAUCACCCAUAUUUGCUGAGGAAACAAAGCAAACCUUUACCCUCAAGCACAACUAGAUACACAGACUUUUUUUUUUAAAUGGCCCCAAAUCUCUCUUUGCCAAGCGAAAUGGGGGUGCCUCAAAAUCCAAUUAGAGCUGGCGGGCUCAGACUAGAUGCCUCCCCAGAUCAGCCCAUUCCCUCGUCCGUAUGCGACACGUCGAAUCCUGACGUCUAAGAAAACAGUUGCCACUUUGGUGAUUCUCAAAAGGGUUUGAGUCAAACUUGUAGUUUAAGCUUGCAAAUUUAUGGAUCUGACUGCAUAAUUGAUCUGUUCUGCUGAUGGUAAAGCAAUGCAAUCGGUCCCUCACUUAAGACUGAAGACCGGAAUUACUUGUUCUAAACCUGCAUAAAAUGUCCUGUUUUGUCCCUUAAUGCCUCAAGGGACAUUGAGGGACAUUUUUGCAUUCCUCAGAAUGAAAAAAAAAACCAAACAUGUAUUUAUUAAUAUUUUUCACACAUCUUUGAGUGGCUGUAAAUUCUGUAGAUAGUAAUAUAAAUAUUAGGUAGUUGUCCCACCCUUUUUUCUGGCUCUACAGUCCUACUUCACUGCAGAGCAUCUGUCUCACAGGAACAUGUGAAGCUCUGUUGAAUGAGAAGUUACAGCACUACUCUGAAUAUUCUAAUAAAUCUACAUUAUGAA
Messenger RNA from Xiphophorus maculatus (southern platyfish), 2275 nucleotides. RefSeq names its product paired like homeobox 2a (gene phox2a). Lineage: Eukaryota; Metazoa; Chordata; Actinopteri; Cyprinodontiformes; Poeciliidae. The transcript is spliced from 3 exons. Gene Ontology annotation, molecular function: DNA-binding transcription factor activity, RNA polymerase II-specific; RNA polymerase II transcription regulatory region sequence-specific DNA binding. The coding region runs from base 323 to 1228 and encodes 301 amino acids. Gene Ontology annotation, biological process: regulation of transcription by RNA polymerase II. The record is from RefSeq and is a predicted model, not a curated record.